Acipenser ruthenus (sterlet) is the source of this 1362-nucleotide messenger RNA. RefSeq names its product retinol-binding protein 1. The record is from RefSeq and is a predicted model, not a curated record. Gene Ontology annotation, cellular component: nucleus; cytosol. Bases 381 to 788 code for a protein of 135 amino acids. Gene Ontology annotation, biological process: fatty acid transport. The transcript is spliced from 4 exons. Gene Ontology annotation, molecular function: fatty acid binding. Lineage: Eukaryota; Metazoa; Chordata; Actinopteri; Acipenseriformes; Acipenseridae.
GUCUGUGUGUUUUAACUUUGUUUCUGCCUGUCUGUCUAACUCUGUGUGUCUGUUUUUGAUCUUCUCUCUCUACUUAUCUCAGGGAGAGAGGAGGAGGCACUAACCCAGCCCCUCCCUCUCUGCAAUAAAACAAAGUUUUGAAACUUGAGAGUUAUAAAAAAAAACUGGAGAGAGAGAGAGACACAGGGACAAAGAAGAGGCAGAGUGUGAGAAAGAGAGACAGGAGCGUGAUUGCUGGGGCAGAACUUGAACAAGCUGGUGCCUCCAAUAAAGACUGCAGUUUGAAUUGAGAGAGAAAGAGGAGUACUGUUCUACAAGAUACAGAAUUGAAACAGAAGUGUAAAAAGAGGAAGAGAGGGAGUGUCAGAAAGUCAGGAAAGAUGAGUGUGAAUCUGAGUGGAUAUUAUAAGCUGGUCUCGCAGGAGAACAUGGAUGCCUAUCUCAAAGCACUCGACAUCAACAUCGCCCUGAGGAAGAUCGUGUGCCUGCUCAGCCCAGACAAGGAGAUCAUACAGAAUGGGGAUCAAAUGACCAUUCGGACCCUCACCACCUUCCGCAACUACGUAAUGGAGUUCAGGCUGGGGGCGGAGUUCCGCGAGGACCUGGGCGCGGUCGAUGGGCGCACCUGCAUGACAACAGUGAACUGGGAAGGAGACAAACUGGUUUGUGUUCAGAAGGGAGAGAAGGCUAAUCGAGGCUGGAAACACUGGUUAGAGGGAGAAACUCUACACCUGGAGAUGACGGUAGAAGAUGUCAUCUGCAAACAAGUUUUCAAGAAAACAAAAUGAGUGUUUGAAUAGUGCAGAUGAAUCAACACAGAUACAGGAGAGAGAAACGUUUGCAAUAAGAGCCAGGGAAGACUUCCAUCAGCAAGAACAACUUUAACAAGGGUGUGAGGAGAGGGGCAAAGCAGGAAACACAAUACAAUAGUGCCCCCACCCAGCCUGUCUGUGUGCAGGGCAAAUACCUGCGAUCUAAUAAUAAUAAUAAUAAUAAUAAUAAUCAUCAUCACUUUAUACUCAGCAAUACUUAAUCUCUAAAAAGUCACUUUCUCAAAUAUUAAGUAGUUUGAAUCUUCACAUUUUCUUUUAAUCAUGGAAUUGUAAUCUGAGUUUCUGAAUAGCGGUUGAUUAAUGGAUGAAUCUCACAUGAGAAUUCGCAUGUGAGAAGUGGAGUGAUAAUACCAUAUGAAAUAUCAGCACGGUUCAGAUGAUAUAAAGUUGCCCUAAGUGUAUUUCUUUUAAUAUUCUAUACUGUAUGACCUGAUAAAAGAGUAUUUUAUUUUUAACACAACUAUAUAAACAAUUCCAGGUGUAUGUAACUUCUUAACAAAUAAACACAAACUUAUAAUUUCUAACACAA